UGCUUGCCCAUCACUACAGUUGCGAAAGUUUGUAAACGCGUUGUGUGUAGGUGUGCAUUUCAUUGUUUUGAUUUGUGUGAUGUGUUGUCCGAAUGGACACAUGUGAAUAUUAGGUUUUCGCACACGUCCACCAGCCGUCUACACAUCUGAGAGGAAGGACUGAUGUGUGACUCUCGCGAGUAGCCGCGCUGGCGGGAGGAUGCAGCGGCUGCUCAGGUGUCAGCGAUGAGUGAUAUCAAACUGGACCCAAACUUCCUGGUCAGCCUGAAAAGAGAACCGGAACAGCGCACUAUCGAGGAUCUUCAUACGUUGUUCGAGACCCUGCAGGAGUUCGAAGCGCUCUCCAACCUCCGUGAAGCGGCGCUGCGCUCGCUCUGCAAGGCCAUACGAUACGAGCGAAGAGACAAGGACGAUAUACUCUAUUUUCGCGGGGAGCGGGCGUCAUGCUGGUACAUUCUCAUCUCCGGCUACGUCUUCAUUGAUGGCUCCAUGUUCUGCCCCGGAUCAAGUUUCGGCAAGCGGAUCGGUCAGCGGGUGAACGAUUGUGUCAUCCUGGAACCGGCGGAAAUGAUUGUGAUUGACUACCCGGACAGUAACCUCAUGUAUAGCGGCCAGAGACGUUCGUGUACCGCCGCAAACCUGGAGCGACUGCUAGCACUUGAACAGGAGGAGGUCAGCAUCCACUCCCGGCUUGCCAAUAUGGAGGAUCCGCAGGUGCUGGUGAACAACAUGCACCUGCUAUCGCUGUACAAGAACACGGGCUCCCGGUGUUCGUCAGACACCAGUUCGGCCUACAGCGGAUCGGAUACCAUGCAGUCGCUACAGUCGAGUAUUGACCCGGCCGAGGAUGUAGAUCUGACCGGUCUGAUUGAGUCCACCGUGGACUCUGACGAAGACGAGGAGGAUCUGAUGGCCACCAUGGACUCCAUCAACCCGCGUGACGCGGUCCGGGAGUGUCUGGAAACAGACCCGGCCAACCGUACAGAAGACGACGUGGAAAUACUGCUCGAGUUCACCCAACACCUGCGGGCGUUCAGUAAUAUGACACUCAGCGUGCGGCGCGCCCUGUGCAGUGUGAUGGUGUUCGCCGUGGUGCAGAAGGCGGGCACGACAGUGAUGCAGGACGGCGAGGAACUCGACUCGUGGUCGGUGAUUGUCAACGGUCAGGUGGAAAUCAGCGGACCCGGUCUGCCUACCACCGAGCUGGGACUAGGAGAUAGUUUCGGUAUCACUCCGACAAUGGAGAAGCUGUAUCACCGGGGCGUGAUGCGAACAAAGUGCGACGACUGCCAGUUCGUCUGCAUCACCCAGACAGACUACUAUCGGAUACUGCAUCAGGGCGAAGAGAACACCCGACGCCAUGAAGAGAACGGCGAGGUCGUUCUGGUCACCGAGCACAGGAUCCUGGACGCCGGCUCCGGGAAGGGACACUGUGUCAUCAAGGGCACGCCCGAGCGGCUAAUGACGCAGCUGAUGGCUGAAAACUCGCUCAUCGAUCCGUACUAUGUGGAGGACUUCCUGCUAAUCAGGAGAAUCUUUCUGCCGGAGGCGACGACUCUGUCGAAUCAGUUGAUGGAAUGGUUCCGUGACCCCGAGUACCGUGACCGGGUCACGCGGGUCGUACUCCAGUGGGUCAAUAGUCACUUCAUCGACUUUGAAACCGACCCGGCCAUGAUGGACUUUCUGGAACGCUUCGAGGCGUGUCUGGAGAGCAAUAAAAUGCACGGACAGUUGGGCCUUCUCAACUUCGAGUGUGCGGCCAAAUCUCGCGUGCGUGUGGUCACCCUGGCACGCCCGAAUCGUGAUGAGCCGCUACCGUUCUGCCUAUUGGGCGGCUACGAGAGGAACUUCGGUAUCUUUGUCACCAAGGUGGAGAAAGGCAGCAAGGCAGAAGAUAUUGGCCUGAAGCGUGGCGACCAAAUUCUUGAGGUGAACGGCCAGAGUUUCGAGCACAUCUCGCACCCGCGCGCUCUGGAGGUGCUCAGAGGUACCACCCAUCUCAGCAUCACCGUCAAAAGCAACUUGCUCGCGUUCAAGGAGAUGCUCCAGACCCCGGAGGACGCGAUCCGACCCCGCCAGCGGAAGGGUUCAGAGAUCUCUGGCCUCAACAACUACCAGAGGCCCCGGCUGCCCGGAACGAACCCGGCCGGCACCGCGGCACCGACCUCAGAGAACGACCCGACUCAGAAGGACAAGAAGGAGGCGAUCCACAAGACGUUCGCCACGCUCGGGCUGCGCACCAUCAAGUUCAGGAAGGCGCUGAUCAAAGCCAUCACGCACAAAACUCCACUCCAAGCGCACCACUCGGACGACACGCUGGUACCGGGCGGCGGCGGCAGCGGAGGGGACGGUCCACCCACCCCCGGAGCCAUGUACCACUCCCACAGUAACCCGGACCUCAGUCAGCUCAGCUACGACGAGUGGAAGUUCGACUAUCCGGAGCACGUGCUAAAGGUGUACAAGGCCGACCAGAGCUGCAAGUACCUGCUGGUGCACAAGGAGACCACGGCCCGCGAGGUGUGCAUGCUGUCUCUGCGGGAGUUUGGCAUCACCGAUCCGAGUAGUAAUUACAGUCUGUGUGAGGUGACUGCCGGAGCCGGCGGUGUGGUCAAACAGAGACGACUGCCCGACCAGAUGCAGAAUCUGGCAGAGAGAAUCGGACUGGGGAGCAGGUACUACCUGAAGAACAACCAGGUGACAGAGCCUCUGGUUCCUGACGAGCUGGCGGCAGAGCUGCCGCGAGAGGGAAGCGUCCACUUCCUUCAGCUGAACGCUCUGGAGGUGGCCGUACAGCUUACUCUCGACGACUUCAGCCUGUUUCGACAAAUCGAGGCCACUGAGUAUGUGGACGAUCUGUUUGAGCUUAAAAGCCGCUACGGAACGCCUGGACUGAGGCAGUUCGCUGAGCUGGUGAACCGUGAGAUGUUCUGGGUCAUCACCGCAGUCUGUGGCGAACACAACGUCGUCAAACGCAUGAAGAUCGUCAAACAGUUCAUCAAAGUCGCCCGCCACUGCAAGGAGUGCAAGAACUUCAACUCCUUGUUCAACAUCGUGUCCGGCCUCAGCCACGGGGCGGUGGGGAGGCUGAAACAGACCUGGGACAAGCUGCCCACCAAGUACCAGAAGAUCUAUAACGAUAUGCUGGGCCUGAUGGAUCCCAGCAGGAACAUGUCCAAGUACCGCAACCUCAUCACGUCGGAGCACGUUCAACCCCCGCUGAUUCCGUUCUACCCGAUCGUGAAGAAGGAUUUGACGUUCAUCCACCUGGGUAACGAUACAUGGGUGGACGGCCUCGUCAACUUCGAGAAGCUCAGGAUGAUCGCCAAGGAGGUGCGCUCUCUGUCCGACAUGUGUUCGGUGCAGUAUGACGCCUGCUCGAUGCUGGAGCUGGCCGGUCACUCCGGUCUAGGACAACUGACCCUCACCGCGCAGAGAAACGCCACCGUCAAACGACGCAGGAAGUCGCAGGCGCAGUCCAACCCCAAGAAAAUGUUCGAGGAGGCUCAGAUGGUGCGCAGGGUGAAGGCCUACCUGGGCAACCUCAGCGUGGUUCAGGAUGAGGAGAAGCUGCUGCAGAUGUCACUCGAGUGUGAGCCGCCGCCGGCCGGCUCAUCCACCACCACCACACGACGGCGUCACCCGUCCCCUACGCUCUCUACCACGAGCAGCGCCAGCUCAGCGAGCGCCGCCAGCGACGGGCGGAGGGGAGACAGAGCCAAGUUCGGCGCCGCUUCGCCGAGUGCCGUGCGGAAACUAAUGUCUCUUGCUGAGACGAAGACGCGGCCGCACCAGCCGGCGAGCCGGGGGCCGCAUCUUCCACACCUGCUGACAACAGGCUCUCCGGCCGGAUCGCCUUCACCGGGACAGGCGAGACGCCGGCCUGGGUCAGGUCGCAGCCACGAGCGGUCUCAGUCGGACACUCUGCCCGUCGACCUGAACCCCGAGAGCAGCAGUGUGACCAGCAUGCCGCUCAGAAAGUCGCACAACAGCGUGUCAUCCGUGUCUUCGAGCGAGGCCGGCGCCGUGGGACCGGGCUACCCGCCGCACCACUAUGACCCGCCACGGUUUGAUUCGCCCGGCCCCGGCGGGGCAGUGGCGGCCGCUGGGGAUCUGUUUGCGUCGCCCAUGAGACACUACAUGUAUCUGCCCAAACAGGGUCCAGGCGGAGCGCACGGCCGGCCGCCCCCGCCUCCCCCGCUAGGCGCCGCCUACAUCCCGCCUCCGCCGGCGCCGCGGCCGCGCCCGCCGCCCGGGGCGGGUGCCAGCGGCGGGCGGGAGUCCCGCCGGCGGGGCCCCGGCCGCCCGCCGCGUGUCCCCCAUGGCGCUCUGGCGGCAGCAGCGGUCGGGAGACAUCCUGACUCGGAUCUAGAUGAUGACGAUGAGGACCAGGUAUCGGCCGUGUGAGGGUCUCCGCCGGCCUGUCACGUGUCAAGCCAAAGAAACGACGCCCUCGCCAGCGCGGAGCGCCGCAAUGUACCCGGUGAAGGCAGUCCUAGUGAAAAAGUGAGCCGUGCACCCCUCCGUUGCCGUCAAUGCGUCUAUUCCGUUGUCGAUGCGUCGAUUUCGUUGAUGUCCAUGUGUCGUGUCGGUAGAUUCCGAUGCCAAUCGGCGAGCUAUCGUCGAAAGUCGCCGGGUUUGUCCAGAUGCGCCCCCCGCCGGCUGAUGAUAUAUUCGUCGUGGUGGUCGGGAUAAGGCAGGACUAGGAUUUGUCGAAACUGGCCAGAAAUCUCAAAACGGCGGCCCGAGGGAUAUGUAUGAGCCUUUGAGAUAUGUCAGCAUGUCUCGAGAAUGAUUAUCCGUCUUCAAAGGGUGGCCAACUAUCUAGGUGUUGAGCGUAGUUCUCUACAUAGAUGUUCGUGGAUAUCUAGGAGCUAAGUGUCCUUGCCCUGGAGUUGUCUGCUCCUAAGGAGUGUCCUUUUCUGGGGCGACUGGAGACAAGAGCCGCGGUUGGUCGGUUUAUUUGAGAGCUCUCUGCUCGGCACCCCAAUAGUGUAUUUAUUGUGUUGUUCGCGCUCGUACGUGAGCAACUAGCUUGAGAACAACGGGGUCGGAGGCGGGCUGGGCUUACCAAGCCAGGCCGCCGCGCGUCCACACUUCACGCAGAGCAAUCAACUCAAUAUUUUGUGUCAAGUAUUUUUGUAUAUUCACGUUUGUUUGCACGUGAGCAAGUGUCAGUUGUAGUUAGAGGCGAAAUCCGCCGGUGGUAUCGUGGUAAAUGCGCCCUUAUGGUUGUUUUCUGUCCGAACCCGGCCGAUUUUGGCGCGCUGGGUGGCCGUAGGUGUUCAAGUAAGUCGGUUAAAGCGCGCCGGAUCUAACGUACAAAGACGCGGGAUAAUGCGCAGCAAUCGUCUCGCUUUGCCUGGAUUCGCAGGCUGGCCUGACAGACUGACCGUCAGCCGGGCUGGUGAAAAAGGUCCUUUAUAUGUUUUAUUGUCGUCUACUGUAGCAGUGUUCCUGAGCAAGUCUUGACGCUGUCGACUAGAAAGCUAAUACGUUGAUCUUUCCAUUCUCACUGUAUCUUCUGGCUCGCUUUCUGCGUGUUUUGCUAUCCGCUGUGAUGUCGCUUUUGGCUCCCUGGGUCCCCGUCCUUUUUGUAAGAACUGAAACAAGUGCUUUCUGCCUGAAGAUCUGACGUGCGCCGUCUUCCCUCUCGCUAUCUUGCAGAUCUUUGAUCGGACGGAUCCUAACAUAUCAUUCAUAUCCUCCAACCUCUCCCCCCCUUCCCCUCGUGUGAGAAGAAUCGACGAAUUCCGUGAGAGAAAGCCUGUCCAGACGAUGUUGCGCUCUUUUUGACAAUUUUUAGCUGCGUCAACUCGUGUGAGAUUGACAUCAUUCCUGCUCGCUGAGAUUAGACAGUAAAGUGCGACCUGUGAUGACUGAUGUGUGAUGGAUGUUGUGACGUAAUGACGUGACGUCAGGUGUGUCCGAUGUGAUGUAUGAGUUGUCCGGGGACCGGAAGAUGUGUUGGUGCAUAGUUCGGUCUCUUCACAAUACAGCCAACAUUGUGUCAGA
Amphibalanus amphitrite is the source of this 6012-nucleotide messenger RNA. Its product is annotated as rap guanine nucleotide exchange factor 6-like. Gene Ontology annotation, biological process: Ras protein signal transduction; positive regulation of GTPase activity. NCBI's taxonomy places the organism in Eukaryota, Metazoa, Arthropoda, Thecostraca, Balanomorpha, Balanidae. The transcript has 33 exons. Gene Ontology annotation, molecular function: guanyl-nucleotide exchange factor activity; protein binding. Gene Ontology annotation, cellular component: plasma membrane; apical plasma membrane. The record is from RefSeq and is a predicted model, not a curated record. The coding region runs from base 226 to 4404 and encodes 1392 amino acids.